This is a messenger RNA of Acanthamoeba castellanii str. Neff, 756 nucleotides long. RefSeq names its product biotin/lipoate A/B protein ligase domain containing protein. Bases 1 to 756 code for a protein of 251 amino acids. Gene Ontology annotation, cellular component: mitochondrion. The record is from RefSeq and is a predicted model, not a curated record. The transcript is spliced from 4 exons. NCBI's taxonomy places the organism in Eukaryota, Discosea, Longamoebia, Acanthamoebidae.
AUGGCGGUGGGGGUGGUGCGGCUGCCGGCCGGGGCCACCAUCCUGCAGCAGCUGCACGUGGAGGAGGCCCUGUUCAAGCGUCACCCCGAUCGCUCCUACCUGCUCGUCCACCACGCGGCCCCGCCCGCAGUGGUGCUGGGCAUGUCCGGGCAGGUCCACCGGGACGUGGUCGUGGAGCGGGUGGUGGCCGACGGGGUGCCGGUCAUCCGGAGGUUCUCCGGCGGCGGCACCGUCUAUGUCGACCGCUCCACCCUCUUCUCCACCCUCAUCUCCACGGCCGACUUCCUCCGGCCCGACCAGGUGAAGGUGUUCCCGCGCGAGGUGAUGGCGUGGGUGGGCGGCUUCUACCGGCGCGCCUUCGCCGAUGCGCACGUGGAGGACGGGGCGGUCUUUGCCCUGCGCGAGAACGACUACCACACGUCGUUCUUGUGGGACUUUGAGGAGGUCAAGUUGAAUGCCUACCUGGCCCAUCCGGAGAAGCAGCCGGCCUACCGCCUGCAGCGGCCCCACAGCGACUUCGUGUGUCGCCUCAGGGACCGGUUCCCGGCCCGCUCCAUCGAGGACAUGGUGGGCGCCAUCCGCGGCGCGAUGGGCGAGCUGGGCGUGGAGCUGGUCGACGUGCCCGCCACCGAGGUCGAGGGCGCCCUCGAAGAAGCCCGCGCUGCUGGCCAGCUCUCCUCCCACGCGGUUGAGCUCGGCCUCCCGCCUGCUGCGCGAGACACAGGCGUGGAACGACGGACCCACGCGACGUCGUAA